Molecule: messenger RNA, 1741 nt
Organism: Eptesicus fuscus (big brown bat)
Lineage: Eukaryota; Metazoa; Chordata; Mammalia; Chiroptera; Vespertilionidae
Product: heparan sulfate glucosamine 3-O-sulfotransferase 3B1
Exons: 2
Coding region: 477-1649 (390 amino acids)
Molecular function (GO): [heparan sulfate]-glucosamine 3-sulfotransferase activity
Source: RefSeq, a predicted model, not a curated record
GGCCCGCCCACCCCACCUCGGUCUCUACUCUUCCUGCGCAGUUCUCCUUCGCAGCCUCAGCGAGGAAGUGCCGGGGCUGCUCUCGGGAGCAGUUCGCUGGGCAGCGAGGAGGCAGCCCCGGGCAGCGGCCGUACGCACCGUCCGAGCGGCCAGGACGCGGGAGUGCAGCGUUCUCCUGCCCCAGAGCGGGCCGUCGCGCCGUCAGAGCCGUCCUCAGGCCGGCAGUUGCCGCCACCCGACUUUCGAUCCAGUUGCGGCUCCUCCCGGGCAACAUGUCAAAAGCCGCGGCCGCUACAGCUGCUGCCGCCACCUGGGGAAGAGCAGCGGGAGCAGCAGCGGUGGCCCCGGGCGCACGGGUGCAAUAAACCCACCCACCGGGCGUCCGGAGGGCCAAGGAACCCUCUUCGCGCUCGCGGCUCCGGCGGGACCAGUGCCAUGUGCUGAGCCAUGCCCCUCGCCGCGCCCGCGGGCAGCGCAUGGGGCAGCGCCUGAGCGGCAGCCGAUCCUGCCUCCAUGUCCCCAGCUGGCUUCUGCCCCAGCCGCAGGCGCCCCCGCCGCCGGUGAGGAGGAAGCUCGCGCUGCUCUUCGCCAUGCUUUGCAUCUGGCUCUACAUGUUCUUGUACUCGUGCGCCGGCUCGUGCGCCGCCGCGCCGGGGCUGCUGCUGCUGGGCUCGGGGUCCCGCGCCGUCCACGACCCGCCAGCCCUGGCCACGGGUCCCGACCGGCCUUUCCCGAGGCUGCUGUUCCAAACAGUACCAGCCACCCCGUUGGCUGCGGCCCAGGAGAAGGCCGAGGGCGCCACGAGCCAAGAGGAGCAGAGUCCCGAGGCGCCGGACUCCCCCAGCCCCAUCUCCAGCUUCUUUAGCGGGUCCGGCAGCAAGCAGCUGCCGCAGGCCAUCAUCAUCGGCGUGAAGAAGGGCGGCACGCGGGCGCUGCUCGAGUUCCUGCGCGUGCACCCCGACGUGCGCGCCGUGGGCGCCGAGCCCCACUUCUUCGACCGCAGCUACGACAAGGGCCUCGCCUGGUACCGGGACCUGAUGCCCAGAACCCUGGACGGGCAGAUCACCAUGGAGAAGACGCCCAGUUACUUCGUCACCCGGGAGGCCCCCGCGCGCAUCUCGGCCAUGUCCAAGGACACCAAGCUCAUCGUGGUGGUGCGCGACCCGGUGACCAGGGCCAUCUCGGACUACACGCAGACGCUCUCCAAGCGGCCCGACAUCCCCACCUUCGAGAGCCUGACGUUCAAAAACCGGAGCACGGGCCUCAUCGACACGUCGUGGAGCGCCAUCCAGAUCGGCAUCUACGCCAAGCACCUGGAGCACUGGCUGCGCCACUUCCCGCGCGGCCAGAUGCUCUUCGUGAGCGGCGAGCGGCUCAUCAGCGACCCGGCCGGCGAGCUGGGCCGCGUGCAGGACUUCCUGGGCCUCAAGAGGAUCAUCACCGACAAGCACUUCUACUUCAACAAGACCAAGGGCUUCCCCUGCCUGAAGAAGGCCGAGGGCAGCAGCAAGCCCCACUGCCUGGGCAAGACCAAGGGCAGGCCCCACCCCGACAUCGACCCCGAGGUGGUGCGGCGGCUGCGCGAGUUCUACCGGCCCUUCAACCGCAAGUUCUACCAGAUGACCGGGCACGACUUCGGCUGGGAUUGAAGGCCCCCGGCCCGCGUCGCUUACCACUUGGCUUAUAUAUUGAGAGAGAUUAUAUGUAUGUAAAAUGUACAGAAAUAUAUUUUAUAAUAAUU